AUGGAAAGCCCAGCUGGCAAGCAAGGCGAAGUACCAUCGCGGAUGGUCCGAGUCGAUGAUGAACAUGACAAGACCUGUUACUGUCGGCGAUAUUUGCUCUUUUCCAGAACCAAAUGGAGCCUCACGCUCGACGUCCUCGACGAGGCAGACCUUGAAAACGCGAUGCCCUUCGGUGCUGUAGACGCAGCAACCGGUGAGGGAUUGAGAACGACAGCCUCCAAAGUGAAGGGUUUGAUCGGCAAAGUGUCAGGCAUAGUAUCAGAGAAUGAAUACGAGGGCGAUCAAGAGGAGGUAUCCGCUAACUGUGCCGACUUUCACUAA
Molecule: messenger RNA, 321 nt
Organism: Perkinsus marinus ATCC 50983
Lineage: Eukaryota; Perkinsozoa; Perkinsida; Perkinsidae
Exons: 2
Coding region: 1-321 (106 amino acids)
Source: RefSeq, a predicted model, not a curated record